Messenger RNA from Coregonus clupeaformis (lake whitefish), 1728 nucleotides. It is a transcript of the gene odad4, whose product is annotated as outer dynein arm docking complex subunit 4. Gene Ontology annotation, cellular component: cytoplasm. NCBI's taxonomy places the organism in Eukaryota, Metazoa, Chordata, Actinopteri, Salmoniformes, Salmonidae. The record is from RefSeq and is a predicted model, not a curated record. Gene Ontology annotation, molecular function: protein binding. The transcript is spliced from 11 exons. Bases 179 to 1648 code for a protein of 489 amino acids.
AUUGUGGAAAUGGGCGGGGUUGAUGUCUUUGUGGCUGUAGUAACUAGUGAUGACAUAGAAUGACCCCCUUUAGAGACUUGUUAGGCUGGUUGCUAGGAUACCACUGAUGGGACUUUGUUGAAACUAGACGAAGGCCCUUGCUUGCUAGCAUAGCAUUGGAUGUUUUUUUAUUUCAAAAAUGUCUGACAAUGAAGGAGACCAAGGACCCAAAAGUACAUUUUCUACUUACAUGGCCGAGGGGGACCAGUUGUACCACAAAGGAGAGUAUGUCAAAGCCAUUGAAAGCUACUCUACGGCAUUGAUUCUUCAGCCAGAUGACAAAAAUUGUCUGGUUGCCAGAUCCAAAUGCUAUGUGAAGAUGGGAGAUUCUGAUAAUGCACUGAGGGACGCAGAGGCCUCUCUCAAGGAGGACAAAGAAUUCUUCAAGGGUUUGUAUCAGAAAGCUGAAGCUUUAUACACCAUGGGAGACUUUGAGUUUGCGCUGGUGUUUUACCACAGGGGGCACAAACUGCGGCCAGAGCUGCAGGAAUUUAGACUGGGAAUCCAGAAGGCCCAAGAGGCUAUCGACAACUCUGUGGGCAGCCCCUCAUCUGUGAAACUGGAAAACAAGGGGGACCUGUCCUUCUUCCACAAGGCAGAUGAGGUGAAGAAGGGAUGGCCAAAUGGGCUUAUUCACCCCCUGAGAAGGGAGAUGAGGCAGCAGAACAAGAAGACACCUAAGAGUGAGAAGACAGCCAAGCAGCUUCUGGGAGAGCUCUACAGCGAUAAGGAGUACCUAGAGAAGCUACUGAAAGAUGAAGACUUGGUGAAAGGUAAGAUGCGGGGUGGGGAGAGACUGCAGGACCUCAUCCUGAACUGCAUCAUCUAUCUGGACACACGCACUGAGUUCUGGCGCCAGCAGAAGCCCAUCUACGCGCGGGAGAGAGACCGCAAGCUCAUGCAGCAGAAGUGGAACAAGACCCGGCAGAACCCUCCCUCUGAUCCCACCCGUUUUGUACUCCAGAGCCUGGAAGAGAUUGAUGCAGCUUUGACUGCAGGGAAUGCAGAGAGCAGCCUGAAGAAAGCCCGGGAGGUCCUGAAGUCAAUUGAAUGCUGGUCAGAGGAGGUGGUUACCAAUAAGAAAGAGGUGCUGGGGAACCUUCACAGCUGCAUUGGAAAUGCCUUGAUUGACCUGGGAGAAAUGGACAAAGCACUGGACAGCCAUCAGAAGGACUUGGACCUGGCCAGACAAUGCAAACUCCCAGAAGCAAAGUCAAGGGCACUUGACAAUGUUGGCCGAGUGUACGCCAGAAUAGGAAAGUUCCCACAGGCUAUCGAUGCCUGGGAGGAAAAGAUCCCCCUGGCCUGUGGCGGUCUGGAGAGGACCUGGCUGUUCCAUGAGAUAGGUCGCUGCUACCUUGAGCUGAAGCGUCACACCGAGGCCCGGGACUACGGCGUUCGCUCACUCGCUGUAGCCGAUGAAAUUGCUGAUGAGAAGUGGCAACUGAACGCCUGUGUGUUGGUGGCACAGUCAGAGAUGAAGCUUGGCAACUUCAAAUCCAGUGUUGCCCACUUUGAAAGAGCUUUGGACAGGGCUAAGGUUCUCCAGGAUGAUCCUGCGAGGGAUGCCAUCCAGAAGGCUCUCCGUGAGGCAAGGCAACGUUUAUGAGUGCUCAUCACAAGAUGACUGAAGAGGAGCCACAGACAGAUGUUCAAAGACAAUGUAAUAAAAACUGGCUUUUAAACAUG